Messenger RNA from Brassica oleracea var. oleracea, 1921 nucleotides. Its product is annotated as probable disease resistance protein At4g19060. The transcript is spliced from 2 exons. Lineage: Eukaryota; Viridiplantae; Streptophyta; Magnoliopsida; Brassicales; Brassicaceae. The coding region runs from base 582 to 1730 and encodes 382 amino acids. Gene Ontology annotation, biological process: defense response to other organism. The record is from RefSeq and is a predicted model, not a curated record. Gene Ontology annotation, molecular function: ADP binding.
UGUAAGAAUCAUCUAAGUAAUAAGAAUCAUCUUCUAAAUUAUAAAAACUUUCUUCUUAACAAAACUUCUUUCUCUUCAAACACUUAAACACUUUCUCCAUCUUUAUAAAAAUUUUAAUUCCAACAUUGCUUUCGUUGGCAUGUGUGACUGUAACAACAUUUACUACGUAGGUGGACAAAUAAGAACCUGCGUUCCUGUCUUUGUCUGGAGAUAAAAAUAUGAAACAAAACCUGAAGCAUGCACUUGUGUCUGAGUCGAUGUAAAAGUUGCAUUGGGAUCUGACAGUAGCAUUCAUGGACGGUUCGUUCAGGUUAGUCAAACGUGUUUCACAAAAGAAGAAAAAGACCAGAAGUGUGUAGCUAAUCUUUUCUUUCUUUUUAAUUUUUCUUUUCACAAGUCUAGUUUCCUUUAUUCGUUGCUUCUGAGGAUAAAGAAUUUGCAGAAAAGGAUACUUGUGAAACACGUUACCUAAAACAAUUUUACGUGUCUAUAUAUAUAUAACUGUGUCCACAAAAAUUGAAAGCUGCACUUUGAAACCUACAAACAUCCCGUUUUAGUCUCUCUUACCUGAAACACAAGAAAUGGUUAAGGAUGUCGACGAUAAGGAGUCUCCGCCUGAUAUUGAUCAGAGGCUCUUUUUAAUUGGGUCUUCGUUCGGUAUAAAGUAUGGUUCAUGGCUUAAUGAAAAACCGAGUGAAUCUUCCUCUAAGGGUAAAAACAAGUCGUCUACAAACGGUGGUUCAUCAGCAGCAACUCCCGACACCAGUAAAGUAAGGCGAUCUAAGACGAGCCGAGUGGAGACGAGACCUGACCUUUCGGAUAAACCUAUUCGUGGUUUCGUAAACGAGUCCUUGUUCUUGAAGAACUUCUUGCUGAAGGGAAAGGGAUCCGAAGAGUUCAAGACGCUAGCGAUCGUGGGGAAGUUCGGAGUCGGGAAAACGACCUUGUGUCAGGAUGUGUUCAACGACAAAGACGUGAAAGAAGCUUAUCUCCCGAGGAUAUGGGUGUCCAUGUACAGCGAAGAAACUAAAGAAGGUGAAGGAGAUCAAAAGGUAGCUGUGCUGAAGAGGAUCUUGAGAUCGCUUGGAGUUGAAGAUGAGGCGCUUGACAGCAUCAGAACAGAAGCAGACGAAGAGAAGAGGAAAAACGCUGAAGAACGGAGAAGAGACGAAGAGACGGUUGAAGAGAAGGAGCUCUUUAGGUUACUGAAUGCUCUUAACUCGAAUCUGUUUGGUAAGAAGUAUCUGGUCGUGCUGGACGAUGUCUGGGAGGAUAACGAGUGGAGUCAGAGGCUGGAUGGUGAGGAGACACCACAGGAGAAAACGCAUCUUUCUUGUGGGUUUCCUAAAGGGUCUGGUGGGAGAGUGAUUGUGACAAGCAGAGACGAGGGCCUGGCCAAGAAGAUAGUCGGAGAAGACGAGAACGUGCAGCGUUUGUUCCCGAGGUCAGACGUAGAGAGCGUGUGGGAGAUCUACAAAGAUGCAUUUGGAGAGCCCAUGAAAGAUGAAAAUGGAGAAGUCGUGAAAGAUGCAGCUGGAGUACCAAUGAAAGAUGCCGUUGAAAAACACGUGAUAGGUAAAGAUGGUAGGCCAACAAAAUGGGUAGUGAACCCGAGGUAUCCAGGGAGAUACAAAAAGGAGCUUAUGGAUAAGUCUGGUGGUGUUCCUUGGGCUGCUCAAAUGCUGGCGCAGAUUGAGCCUCUCAAAAAUGAUGAAGACAAGGACAUGUAGACAAACUUGUAAAGCAAGGAUGUAAUCUACUGCGUAUUUACUCUCUAGCCUAAGGACACAUUUCAAGAUUACUACUGUAUUUCAAGUUUUUUUUUUUUUUUCCUAGAAACUGUUGUGUACUUGUAACUCGUAAAAGUGUAAACCUCUGCUGGUAUUUGACAAUAAAAAAAAUGUAAUAAAGAGUUACAACA